Messenger RNA from Drosophila navojoa, 1208 nucleotides. RefSeq lists its product as uncharacterized. Gene Ontology annotation, cellular component: nucleus. Gene Ontology annotation, molecular function: DNA-binding transcription factor activity, RNA polymerase II-specific; RNA polymerase II cis-regulatory region sequence-specific DNA binding; zinc ion binding. NCBI's taxonomy places the organism in Eukaryota, Metazoa, Arthropoda, Insecta, Diptera, Drosophilidae. Gene Ontology annotation, biological process: regulation of transcription by RNA polymerase II. The record is from RefSeq and is a predicted model, not a curated record.
UGACGGUCGCUUUCAUUUGCGCGGAAAUUAAAAAUCUGUAUCUUUCUAGAGUAUAAUUGAUAUACAUAUUUAAAAUGAGAGACCUACGCACACUAUGCCGCACUUGUGGCAUAACAAUAAAUACAAAGCAUUAUACUAAACUAUUUGAGAAGUUGAACUAUCAUUUAGUAACUUUAAUCGAGGACAUCACAGACAUGUUGAUUGAAAGCGACAUUGCUAUGCCAGAACACAUUUGCAUUGCAUGUAAAUCGAUGUUGGAUCAAAUCGUUAAGUUCCGAACGAAUUGUCUGAAUACACAUAAGAAACUAAUAGCUGUGAAAAAGAAGAAUCUAAAUAGCAACAUUCUUGAAUUUGACAGUAUAGAAUAUGAUACAACCGAAAACAGUAAGAGCUGUGAUGAGCAAAAAGCAAAAACAAAUCUGGGUAGUGAUACCCAAAGCUACAGCAUAGCAGUUGACGCUCCUGUAAAAAGAAAACCUCAAGUUAAAAAUAAAAGGAUAUAUAAAUCCAAAGAAGCCAAAACAUGGAUCUGUGAACAGUGCGGUGGAGAAUUUAAAUGUUCCACGUAUUUAAAAUUGCAUAUGUUGCGCCACACAGGAACUAAGAAGUUUGAGUGUGACAUUUGUAAGAGUAUGUACUAUACUAAGAACGAGAUGGAGCGCCAUAAGAUUUUACAUACUAAUGCAAGACCAUACGCCUGUCGUUUCUGUGAUAAAACCUUUCGAGGCACUAGUAGUAAGACAGUUCAUGAAAGAACUCAUACAAGCGAACGACCAUUUGUUUGUCAGUACUGUGAUAAAACCUUUAGGUCCACUUCGGUGCGGAAAAUGCACGAGCGUGUGCACGUUAAUCAACGAAACUAUCACUGUGAGCCGUGCGACCAAUGGUUUUUACGUCCUUCACAUUUAUUAUUACACCAACAAACCAAACUCCAUAAAAAUAAAACCUCAAGCGGCUAGAUUUCGCUUUUACGUACGUACAAAAUUUACAAUUUGAAACUGAGCAAAAUGAACUAAAUAUCAUCGUUACCAUGUGAUUGUCAAUAACCAUUGAACAGCUGUUAUUUUGUGUGAAUGGCUAAUUCGCGUUCAGAGAGUUUACAUUUGGAGGAGCGUACGCUGCUCUGGACGAAGAAUUAAAGUAAAGAAAUUAACAUGUUAAAAAGAAUUAAUUAUUUGUAGUGUCGCAUUUAACCGCAUAUAAAGUGG